UGACAAAGGGGAAACCACAGAAGAAAGAAGAAAUGCAAGCCUGAGAGAGCUACAGUCCUUGUCUGACUUGAGAAUAUUAGAAAUUUAUAUACCAGAUGCAAAGCUAUUGCCAAGAAGCCCACUCUUUACUGAUCUGACGCAGUACAAGAUACAGAUAGGUGAUAAUGCCUGGUGGAGCAUGUUCCCAUUCCGAAAGCAUUUGUUAUUGAAACUCGACAAUAUUAUUGCUUUAGAUGGUGGGGUUAGUAAGCUAUUGAAAUGUACUGAACUUCUAAGUUUAAAAGGGAAGGGCUCAUGGAAUGUGGUGCACGAGUUGGUUAAAGAUGGUGCCCAACACUUGAAGGAGUUAUCAAUCGAGUCUUGUGAUAUGCUUUUGUGUCUUGCUGAUACAAUGGAUUUAUCAGUUGAUUCCUUGAUGCUAUUUUCCCUAUAUUGGAGUCAAUAAAACUCGAUGAUUUGGGUAGGUUAAAACAGAUAUGUCAUGGCCAACUUCCAGCAGCAUCCUUUUCAAAACUAAGAACAUUAACACUACGACUCUUACCUUCUUUGACGCAUUUCUUGGUGGAGGAUCCAGCUCAAACUACUGUCUCCCUCCAUAAUCUAAGAUUCAUUGAGUUAUAUGGUUGUAAUUGCUUGCGAAAUCUCUUUUCAUUGUCAAUGGCAAGAGAACUUGUGCAACUCCAAGAACUUCGUAUAUCGAAAUGUGCUAUGAUUAGAGAAGUUAUUUGGAAAGGAAGACAAGAAGAUGGGCAUGCAACCAACAAGAUUGAAUUCCCCCGUUUAGAAUAUAUGUCACUUAGACAACUAGAAGGCCUCACUGGUUUCAGCUUAGGAAUUGACAAGAUUGAGUUCCCUCAACUGAAGACCUUGCACAUCAAAAAUCUACCAAAGAUCAAGAGUUUCUUUCCCAAUGAGAGUACAAUACAUUCAGAUGAAAACUGCAAUGCCACCUUGCAAUCUAUUUUUCCCCAAAAGGCUGCAUUUCCUAGCUUGGAGAAUCUGGAACUUGGUGGAUUGCCAAAUGUAAGUGACUUGUGGUGCAGCGAAAUUUCGACCGAAUCAUUCUCUAAAUUAAGAUUCCUCAAGGUGGAAGACUGUCACGGAUUAGUAAGAAAUGUUGUUCCUGCUCAUAUAUUAAAAAUGUCACCCAAUCUAGAAGAUGUGGAAAUAUCUAACUGUGAUUUGGUGGAAGAGGUAUUCGGAUAUGUAGGCCACCAAGGAGAUCCCCUUGAAAACAUAAGAACAAUAAUUGUUAGAUGUUGUGACAGCUUGGGAAAUAUGUUCUCUCCUUCCAUCGCUAGAUGUCUUGUGCAUCUUCAAGAACUAAUAAUAGAUGAUUGCAAAGCUAUGGAAGCAGUAGUUGCAAAUGAGAAUGAGGAACAAGACGGAGGAGAGAGGAUUUAUGUGCCUCUGUUCCCUCAAUUGAAGCGUUUGAAACUCCGAGAUCUACCUUCACUCAGGAGGUUUUGCCAUGCUAUUCAUGACUGGGAAAUGCCAUUUUUAUAUCAUGUGGAAGCCCUUAAUUGCCCUGAAAUGCGGACUUUCUCUCCUGGAUUCGUGCAUACCCCAAAACUACAGCAUGUAAAAGUUGAAGAACCAAAUUGGUGGAAUGUGGAAGGAAAUCAACCGGAGUCCAACUGGAUAGAUGAUCUCAAUACGACCAUACAUCACCUUUUUGAGAAGGUAUUUGUUCCUGCGGUUAACUUAUACUUGCUACACUUGACGACCACCAACUCUUCUUUUUCUCUUACAUUAAGUAUAUUUUCAGAUAAUCUUGAUCAGGAAAAAAAAUUAAAUAACCAAAUGUAAAGCCAUAUUUUGUUGAAUUUGAUAAUUGGCACUUACAAGCUUUUGGUAGGGGAGAACCAAAAAUGUUCCAUUUUUAAAAAUGAAAAUGUGACUGCUAGAAAAUUAUAGAGCAUUUUGCCAAUAGCUUUUACAAUAAAAAGCUGCAUCUACAGUAAGUUUGUAAAACAUAUUUUUGCUUUUACAGUUUACUGUCUUAGUUUAUAAGAUUUUAAAUACAAAAGUUCCUUUUACUAGUUAAGUCUCUCCGAAUGUGGACUCACCACAUGGGGUUCACUCUUAAAUUACUUAACUAAAGCACUUCUGUGUUUUAAAAUUUUAAAAUAUUGAAUCUUGGCUAGCAGUAGUACUCCACAAAUGAAAGCAACAAUUUGUUUUCUUUCUUUUUCCCUUUCUGACUUACGAGGGUGUCUUUGCAUACAUAAUGUGAAGCGAAGUCCUAAAUCAGCUCAUUACUAAAAUAAUGUUCAAGUAGAUAAGUAGUAUAUAAGUAUGAGGGCACCUUCACCACAAUAGCUAGCUUUUGGAGUUGAGUUCUACCCAAGACUGUAUAAAAUGGUAUCAGACGUGGAGUACUCAGGGAUGGUUUGGUUGUGUGUCCCUGGCCAGCACGUGACAAGGGUUGCCGAGUGAGCAUUUUGUACGUGAGGGUGUGAAGCGAAGUCCCACAUUACCUCAGUGCUAAAGUAAUGUAAGUAUAUAAGCGUGAGGGCACCUUUACCUCAAUAGCUAGCUUUUGGUCUUGAGUUCUACCCAAGACUGUGUAAAUAGUAUCAAAGUCAGAGUAUCUAUGGAUGGAUAAGGUACAUGUCCAUGGCCUACAUGCGUGAGGAAGGGUGUGAAGCAAAAUUCCACAUCGCCUAGGGACUAAAGUAUGAAGUUCAUAAGGAGAAGUGAGAUAUAUAAAGUUUUGGGGUUGAGUAUAUGUGUGACGGCUCCCUCACCUCAAUAGCUAGCUUAUAUAAAAUGUGAAGUACUCAACCAAAAAUUCGAUAAACGGAGGUUUCAUAUCAAGUUUGAGAUUGUUUCUGUCACGACCCAAACCCACCCCUAGAGGUUUAAGCCAUGACCAGCCAGUAAUCCUAGAUUACUCGGCCUCAAAGACAACAAAUAA
This is a messenger RNA of Camellia sinensis, 2920 nucleotides long. The record is from RefSeq and is a predicted model, not a curated record. Lineage: Eukaryota; Viridiplantae; Streptophyta; Magnoliopsida; Ericales; Theaceae.